Molecule: messenger RNA, 2320 nt
Organism: Antrostomus carolinensis (chuck-will's-widow)
Lineage: Eukaryota; Metazoa; Chordata; Aves; Caprimulgiformes; Caprimulgidae
Gene: DNAJC6
Product: DnaJ heat shock protein family (Hsp40) member C6
Exons: 15
Biological process (GO): dephosphorylation
Cellular component (GO): cytosol
Molecular function (GO): phosphatidylinositol-3,4,5-trisphosphate 3-phosphatase activity
Source: RefSeq, a predicted model, not a curated record
CUUGAAGGUGCCUCAUCACCAGACAUGGAGUCCAGCUAUGGGGGAGGCUUGCUAGAUAUGGUGAAAGGAGGAGCAGGGAGACUCUUCAGCAAUUUGAAGGAUAACCUGAAGGAUACCCUGAAAGAUACAUCUUCAAAGGUCAUGCAGUCUGUUGCCAGUUACACCAAGGGAGAGCUAGAUAUUUCAUACAUUACCUCAAGAAUCAUAGUGAUGUCUUUUCCGGCUGAAGGCGUUGAGCUGGGAUUCAGGAACCACAUUGAAGAUGUACGGACGUUUUUGGAUUCCAGACAUCCUGACCACUACACCGUCUUCAACUUGUCACCCAAGUAUUAUCGCAGUGCCAAGUUCCACAACCGGGUAUCUGAAUGUAGCUGGCCAGUACGACAAGCACCCAGUCUGCACAACCUCUACGCCGUCUGUAAGAACAUGCACAACUGGCUACAGCAGAACCCCAAAAACGUGUGUGUCAUCCACUGCAUGGAUGGCCGCGCAGCCUCAGCCGUUCUGGUCAGUGCGAUGUUCUGUUUCUGUCACCUCUUCUCUAACCCAGGCCCUGCGAUGCAGUUGCUGAACACAAAGAGACCUGGAAUUGUGCUGUGGCCAUCUCACAGGAGAUACAUAGGCUACAUUUGUGAUUUAAUAGCAGACAAGCCUGUCAUUCCUCACUGCAAACCACUUACUAUCAAGUCCGUCACCCUCAGUCCAGUCCCCUGUUUCAACAAGCAACGAAACGGGUGCCGGCCCUUCUGCGACAUCCUCAGCGGAGAAACCAGAAUCCUUACCACCUCCCAGGAGUAUGAAAGAAUGAAAGAAUACCGUGUGCAAGAAGGGAAAGUCCUAAUUCCACUGGGAGCCACUGUCCAUGGAGAUGUUGUUGUUUCUGUGUACCAUAUGAGAUCAACCAUUGGGGGACGCCUUCAAGCAAAAAUGACCAACACACAAAUAUUCCAAAUUCAAUUUCAUACUGGAUUCAUAGCCCUGGGAACAACCACACUAAAAUUCACCAAACCUGAACUGGAUGCCUGUGACUCUCCAGACAAAUAUCCUCAGCUCUUUCAUGUUAUACUGGAGAUAGAAAUACAAUCUACUGAUAGACAAACUGAAUUAACUCCCCCGUGGGAGAACUUCACGACAAAAGACAUCAAUCCAACCAUUCUCUUCUCCUCUCAUCAGGAGCAUCAGGACACUCUUGCUUUGGCAGGUAGAGGUCCCACUGAUUCACCCCAGGAUAACAUAAGAAAUGUUGGGCAGAGUGCAUUCUUCUCAUCCCUCAGCUGGCAAGAUCAGAAAUCUGACAAAAGUAGCUCUCACCCCACCUCAGAGGACCGAGCAGCGUUGGUGCAUGAGGAAAGCGAACAGUCAGAUGACGAACUCUUGUCCCUUUCCAGUCAGCACAGUAAUGCCAGUGGUGACAAGCCUCAUGGGACACCAAAACACAGCAAAAAGCAGCAAGAGCCUCCAGCACCACCUCCGCCUGAAGAUGUGGACCUGCUGGGCUUGGAUGGUAGCCCUAUGAGCAAGAGCUUUCCCUCGCAGCCCACUGCUGCCCCCUCUAACUCAGACUUGCUGAAUGAUUUAUUUGGGGUUGGUGGGCCAAGCUCCCAGAGUCAAAGUGGACAGCCUGCUGCUGAGGAGGUCUUCCAGGUCGGGGGACCUGGAUCUGUGCAGUCAACUCCUCGGCGUUCUGCAGCUUCAGCAUCCCCAUCCCCGUCCCCGAGGGUAGGAGAAGCAACUGCCUUUGAUCCGUUUGGAAGUAGCCCUAAGCAAACUGGUCCAGACCUCCUGGGUUCCUUUCUUGGUUCAUCAACUGUCCCUGGUGAUCCUUUCCUUCAAGCAACCAGAAGUCCUUCCCCAACUGUGCACACUUCUAGCACACCAACAGUUUCCAUACAACCAGAUGUUUCCGGUGGUUGGGACUGGCCCAACAAACCAGGUGGCCUAGGUAUGGGAAGUAAAUCAGCUGCCACCAGUCCUACGGGAUCCCUCCAUAGCACUCCCACUCAUCAGCCUAAACCCCAAACACUGGAUCCAUUUGCUGAUCUGGGGACUCUUGGAGCAAGUGGCCCUUCGUUUGCCAGUAAACCCACCACGCCAACUGGCAUGGGUGGUGGAUUCCCCCCCUCGCCGCAGAAACCCUCUCCCCAGCCCAUGGGCGGCAGCGGUUGGCAGCAAGGAGGUGGCUAUGGCUGGCAGCAGACACAAGCCAAAGCCCAGCCAAGCAUGCCUCAUGCCUCUCCCCAGAACAAGCCAAAUUACAACGUGAGUUUCUCAGCAAUGCCGGGAGCACAAAACGAACGUGGAAAAGGACCAGCUAAUGUUG